Hypanus sabinus (Atlantic stingray) is the source of this 2060-nucleotide messenger RNA. It is a transcript of the gene gatb, whose product is annotated as glutamyl-tRNA(Gln) amidotransferase, subunit B. The record is from RefSeq and is a predicted model, not a curated record. The transcript has 14 exons. Bases 36 to 1790 code for a protein of 584 amino acids. Gene Ontology annotation, biological process: mitochondrial translation; glutaminyl-tRNAGln biosynthesis via transamidation. Lineage: Eukaryota; Metazoa; Chordata; Chondrichthyes; Myliobatiformes; Dasyatidae. Gene Ontology annotation, molecular function: glutaminyl-tRNA synthase (glutamine-hydrolyzing) activity.
CUUGCGCUCUCCGCGUCAUCCCACGCUGCAAUGUUAUGGCGCUGUGUGUGAGCUGCUGGAGGAGGAGAGUAUUGGCGGGCACGACGUUGAGCCAUUUAACGGUGUUCGGGCGAAGCGUUCGGUCCGCGGCAGGACGGCAAGGCGGCAGCAGAUGGGAAGGAGUUGUGGGAUUGGAAGUCCAUGCUCAGCUGUACUCCAACUCCAAACUUUUCUCGGGGUCACAGGUGCAGUUUUCAGCACCUCCAAAUUCAUUGGUGUCAUUUUUAGAUGCUUCGCUUCCAGGCACUUUACCAGUUCUAAAUAAAAAUUGUGUCGAAGGAGCUGUGAAGACAGCAUUAGCUGUAAACUGUACUAUUAAUAAGAAAUCUACCUUUGACAGAAAACACUACUUCUAUGCUGACCUGCCAGUUGGAUAUCAGAUAACACAGCAGAGAUGUCCAAUUGCCAUCAACGGAAGCCUCGAAUACAACCUUUGUAUUGGGAAGAACCAUGUGAUACCCAAGCUCGUGCGAAUUAAACAGAUCCAACUGGAGCAAGAUAGUGGCAAAAGUCUUCAUGAUGAUGCAAGAACUCAGACAUUAAUUGACUUAAACAGGGCUGGGAUUGGUUUGAUAGAGAUUGUUAUGGAACCAGAUAUGUGUUGUGGUGAUGAAGCUGCAGCAGCAGUUAGGGAGCUUCAGCUUAUUUUACAGACGCUCGGGACAAGCCAAGCAAAUAUGGCAGAGGGACAGUUAAGAGUGGAUGCCAAUAUUUCAGUACAUCGACCUGGGGAACCAUAUGGCGUGAGAGCUGAAGUGAAAAAUAUUAACAGUGCCCGAUUUCUGGCAAGAGCAAUCGAUUAUGAAAUUCAGAGGCAGAUUAAAGUUCUGGAGAAUGGAGGGGAAAUAUUAAAUGAAACAAGAGCAUUUGAUUAUAAAUCAGGACAGACCAUAUCUAUGAGAGACAAAGAAGGAAAGCAAGACUACAGGUUUAUGCCAGAGCCAAAUUUGCCUCCAUUGAUUAUUUACGACAAUGAAACUCUCCCUGAUCAUGAAAAUCCGCAACAAGUGGUGAAUAUUGACCAUAUUCGUGAACAGCUGCCUGAGCUACCUAAUGCAAAAAGAACAAGAUUGGUGGAGAAGUACGGUAUUCUUAUUGAACACAGUGUCACUUUGGUGAAUGAAGAUGGACUUAUGCAAUUUUUUGAAAGUGUUUUAGAACAGACCCAAGCCGGUCCAAAGAAGGUAAUAGGUUGGGUAAUUAAUGAUUUUCUGGCACUCCUAAAACAAGAUAAUCUGAGAGUAAACCAAAGUCCCAUUAGACCCACCGAUAUGUCAGAAAUACUUAAUCUCUUGGAAACUGGAUCUAUAUCUUCGUCUGCAGCAAAGCAAAUACUACUUGAAUUGUGGAAGGGUGAAGGCAGAACUGCAACCCAAAUAGUUGAACUAAAAGAAUUGGGAAUGAUCAGAGACCAGAAAAAAUUAGAACAAAUCUGUCAACGUGUUAUUGAGGAUCAUCCUUCAGAGGUUUCUGAAAUACAGCGAGGAAACUGGAAAGUAGUAAAUAAACUGAUUGGCCAGGUUCAGAGAGCAACACGUGGUUGUACAUCCCCCAUCCAGUGCCAGAAGGAGGAUAGGUGGUGGAUGGUUGCAGAUGCUACUACAAGAUGGAGAGUGGAGAGCAUUCUGUUGGCUGCAUCACUGCCUGAUACGGAGGCUCCGACACUCAAAAUCGCAAGAGGCUGCAGAGGGUUGGAAGCUGAGCUAUCUCCAUCAUGGGCGUGGCUCUCCCCACCAUUGAGGACAUCUUAAAGAGGUGCUUCUUCAAGAAGAUGGAUCCCAUCAUUAUGGACAUUGACCUUCCCGGAUAUGGCCUCUUCUUGUUACUACUGUCAGGGAGGAGGUACCAGAGCCUGAAGACCCAUACUCAGAGAUUCACGACUACUUCCACUGCUCCAUCAUCAGAUUUCUGAAUGGUCCAUUACUAUUUAAUUAUUCUUUUUUUUGUACUAUUUAUUUAAUAGUGAUUUUGUGUCUUUGUUCUGUACUGCUGCUACAGAACAAUAAAUUUGAUGUAAUAAA